UUAUAUCGCGUCAAAAACCUAGAUUAGCACUUCUGCUCGUUCCCUUGUGGUUUGGUUUGGAAGGUCUGACCAGACCACCAACGAGUUAGCAACGACCAUGACCAUGACAAAUUAAAAGGCUCAACUUACACACUUUCAUUCCAUUCUCAUAUAUCUGUAGAAUGUUGUUGUUGUUGUUUGCAGUGUCAUUUUCAGUGUCUCUGUAGCAUCAGGUAAGAAGACAAGAUGCUUUAGUUUACAGCAAUUCCAAGAGGAGUGAUUAUUUUUUUUUGCAAUAAAGAGAUCAGUACAUUCAACCAGAAAUGUCAAGUUUAGUAACUGUGUUGAGUUUAGUGCUGUUAGCGUUUUGGAUCUCAUUUUCUUCUGCAGAUUCGUAUUUUUCAAAUGAUUUGGCAAAUUCUGAAUCCAACUUUUACACGAAUCCGUGCACUUACGAUAGACAGUGUGAUGAAAGAACAGGUUACGUAUGUCGGGAUGGCAGAUGUGCGUGCAAAUUCGGGCGUCCCGAUGUCACGGAUGACUUCAAGUGUAAAGUGCAAGUUAAACUGGGGGAUGAUUGCAGGGAACUGCCCAUUUCCAAGAGGGAUCCUCGUUCCCCGGUGUACGUGAGGCGGAAAUGUCCUCGUAAUUCGGAGUGUGGUCAAGUUUCCGGGAUUUGUGAGUGUGGCCCUUUAUUUGAAUUGAGGGGGGCAGUGUGCACGCCAAAAGUGGUAAAAGCAGGGGGCAAAGAGUGUCGAGAUCAUUUAGAUUGCAUGGUCCAGAGAGGUCAACUGUGUCACAAUGCGACAUGUGUGGAAUGUGCGUUGGGUCAAUUUAAGAAUUUUAGACCUACAGCGAAAUGGGUCGAGGCAAGGUUGGAAUGUAGUUGUUUCGAUAAGUUAGCAGAACUUCAGGGAAACGGAACAAAUCAGAUCCGUCACAAACGUAUGAACAAAAAUGCAUGUACGGCUCCCGUCUCUGUCGGAGAUCAUUGCACCGUAUCCCGAAAUUGCUUAUCAGCCUGGACCCCACAACUAAUUUGUGACGGUGGAACUUGUAACUGUCCCCCAGGUUCGAGACAAUUCCGAUUUCCAACAUCCCAUCCGCUCAGCACGUUCUGCAUCUCCCCGAUAAAUUCGCCCUGCACGGACGAUCAGGAUUGUCACGGCCCCACGGCGUACUGCGAAACUAGGUUGGAACUUCCAAUGUGCAAAUGCAGGGAUGGCUUUGAGCUGCAAGGGCUCAUUAAUAAGGGAGGAGCUAAAAAAGAUCAGUUUCGGUGCACUUCCCGUUUUCAUGAAGAAGUCUGUGGGAAAUUUUUUCCACAAAAUAAUCGACUCAGGGAUCAAUUAAAACAACAGAAACUGACAUGCAUUCAAGGAGUCUACGAAUGUGCUCGGCCUCGAGAAAUGUUUUGGGACAUGGAUCGUGGGAAGUGCGUCUCUUUGGUGGGUGGACGCUGUGACCUCGACCUUUUUGACCUGUCCAGCUGUGCAGGAAUUAGUCGCUGUUGGGAAUACAAAAGCUUGGGAGAAUUUCGAUGUCAGUGUCCAAUGCCGGAGGAGAGUGAGGACAAUAAAAUCAGUGAUAUCAUCACGAGAGGUGACGACAAUAAGCUAGGAUUCACAGAGGUCAUGGAAAUGCUACGCUUCAAACCGUCAAGAAACAGGAGGAAUUGUGUCCGUUCAGAAGAGUGAUGAUAAUAAACCAGGCCAGAUAAAAUAACAAUAUUUAACAUGAUAAAGUACGCAAUUGCAUAAACAUCAGUUGCACUACUGGAACUGGAACUGAAACUACGCCCACGAGUUAUUAUUAUGAUCUCUACUGCUAAAUGCGAAAUAGCUGCACCAUCAAAUCCCAUAUUCAAGCUGUUGAACGCAUUUUGCGUUAAGACAAAUUUUGUGCAGAGUGUACAUUAGUCAAUAUUAUUCGUUCAGUUCAACAGUAACUCAGUCAACUACAAUAUUUUGUAAUAUCUUGUUACUUUUGUUCACACAAGUUUAUUUUUAUUGAAAAAUUUUUCGGUUGGAGGAAAAAUGUAAUGGGCUAGGUUGAAAGUGAAUCCUUCUUUCUACACCAGUUUGUCAAUCAAUAAGCAACAUUUUCUCACUUUAAUUAACUGGUAUCGUAGAAAUUACGAUUGUUGUCCGUCAUGUCAUCAUCAUCUGACCUGAGUGCUUGGGGGACGGCGGAAUCCAUCGCCGCCAUCGCGCGACCCGGUGACCUCAUCGAAUUCUCCAGACUGGGUUACGCGCACUGGGCAGUCUACAUCGGUAACGGGAGCGUCAUUCACGUCUUCUUGGAAUGUAAGGGACUAGGAAAUUCGGCCGAGAUCAAGGAGGAACGCUUACUAAAAGUGUGUGGUGGGGACAAGUGUAGGAUCAAUAAUCAUGCAAAUGAAGCUAAGAAGAAGGGACUGCAGGCCUUACCACCCGAAGUGGUCGUGGCCAAUGCGAAAAGUUACGUCGGACAUGAAACUCCGUACGGACUUUUGAGUGACAAUUGCGAAUUUUUCGCGACCAGUUGCCGAUAUGGAGAUGCUUUUUGUCAUCAGAUUGAUUCCAAGUCAAGUCUCAUGGACACGAUUGCGAUUAUCUGUGGCGUAGUUGGUGGUGUUGCAUUAGGUGAAAAAAAGUUCCUAGAGUGGAAACAAGGAAAUGCAGAACGGGCCUACGAAUCUGGAAACCGAACACGGGCAGCAAACCAAUUCAAUUGACAUGAUUGCUAGAAAGCGUUUAUUAAUGAUAACGUAGCGUAUCAUUAUCUCGGUGUGUAUAAACUAAACUAAAUUCCUGUAACGGUUUACAACAUACAUAAUGUUAAAUGUUAUCAUAGUUAAUUAAAUAUUUUAAAUGACAUAUUUUAUCUAAAUAUUUCAUCGAUUCGAUAGUAUACGUGCGUCAAUUAUGAAAGUUACAUAUCACAACACAAACUAAAUUAAUAUAAUGACAACAUUUUUUAUAUAAAAAUAUUUGUAUGAUGCUCAGCAAUCGUACCCUGAGAUUACUUGAUUUAUAAAUAUUUUCAGUCUACUAUUAGGUUCAAUAUAAUAAAAUAUGAUCGACACUGUCGACUUGACAGUGCUACUUCGUAUUUUUCUAGA
Folsomia candida is the source of this 3082-nucleotide messenger RNA. RefSeq names its product fibrillin-1-like. The record is from RefSeq and is a predicted model, not a curated record. The transcript is spliced from 5 exons. Lineage: Eukaryota; Metazoa; Arthropoda; Collembola; Entomobryomorpha; Isotomidae. Bases 303 to 1676 code for a protein of 457 amino acids.